AUGUCAGCUAUAUGCAGAGAGGCAGAGUCCGUGAGUUCUCGUACGCAGCUCUACAAUGGUCUUCAAAGAGUGGCCAAACUUCCUACGGAAACAAACCUUAGUACAGCCAUUGCAGCAGUUGAGGCAUCCCUGAGUAUUGCUGCAAAGGCCAUUAUUUGCAUCACCAAAACUGGAGAAUCGGGUCGGAUGCUUUCGUGGCACAGACCACGUUGCCCAAUCUUAUGUGUAACACGAGAUCCUGUUGCUGCAAGGCAACUUAAUCUCUUCUGGGGAUGUAUUCCAAUUCUCUAUGAAGGCAAAGGGGCUGAUCCCUGGUCGGAAGAUGUGAAUCUUCGCAUCGAGUAUGGCAUUAAUUAUGGCCUUCAAAUUGGUCUGUUAGGUGAUAAUGAUCGUGUCGUUGUAGUAACAGGUUGGAGAAGUGAACCGGGUCACACAAACACUGUCCGCAUUAUUCAACUUGGUUCAUCUGAAAAUCACGAAGUAAUCGGCUUACCCGAACUAAAGCGCCUUAAGUACUAG
This is a messenger RNA of Rodentolepis nana, 519 nucleotides long. NCBI's taxonomy places the organism in Eukaryota, Metazoa, Platyhelminthes, Cestoda, Cyclophyllidea, Hymenolepididae. The record is from the annotation of a GenBank genome assembly.